Messenger RNA from Mytilus trossulus (common blue mussel), 4442 nucleotides. RefSeq names its product GPI ethanolamine phosphate transferase 1-like. Gene Ontology annotation, biological process: GPI anchor biosynthetic process. The transcript has 30 exons. Gene Ontology annotation, molecular function: mannose-ethanolamine phosphotransferase activity. Gene Ontology annotation, cellular component: endoplasmic reticulum membrane. NCBI's taxonomy places the organism in Eukaryota, Metazoa, Mollusca, Bivalvia, Mytilida, Mytilidae. The record is from RefSeq and is a predicted model, not a curated record. Bases 65 to 3094 code for a protein of 1009 amino acids.
UACCGGCACAGCUAUUUGCACUCAAAGGUUUUCUCAAGUAGAUUAACAUGAUAACUCUGAUACUAUGAACGGAAAAGAGAAACAUGGUCAACGCCCUCAUUAUCUAUCAGAAAAGAAUGUAGAAAUACCAGUAGACACGAAGAAAAACGUUCACCAAAGUUCAAAUAAAAUAUUUUUGAUGAAUACAGAUACAAUAUGUUUGGUACUGGCUGGAUUGUUUACCCACUUGGUAUUUUUUUACUCAAUAUUUGAUAUUUACUUCACAUCACCUCUGGUUCAUGGAAUGAUUCCACAUGUAUCCCCUCUGAAACCUGCUGCCAAUCGUCUUGUACUAUUUUCUGCGGAUGGUUUAAGAGCUGAUAAAUUUUUUGGACUAGAUGAAAAUGGACUAUCAAGAGCACCUUACCUUAGGAAUAUAAUACAGAAGCAUGGUGCCUGGGGUGUUUCUCACACUAGAGUACCUACAGAAUCCAGACCUGGACAUGUAGCACUUAUUGCUGGCUUUUAUGAAGAUGUUAGUGCUGUUGCCAAAGGUUGGAAAGAAAACCCAGUAGAAUUUGAUUCAGUUUUUAAUCAGAGUAGAAACACUUGGUCUUGGGGCAGCCCUGAUAUCUUACCAAUGUUUGCAAAAGGAGCCAGUGGUGACCAUGUAUUUACAGAGAUGUAUACAUCAGAUGAGGAAGAUUUUGCAGCAUCCCACGCUUCUGACCUUGACACAUGGGUAUUUGAUAAAGUUCAGGCCUUCUUUGAAAGAGCUAAAUUAGACAGAGAUUUGUAUGAAAAAUUACAUAAAGAUAAAAUUGUAUUCUUCCUACAUUUGCUUGGUAUAGACACUAAUGGACACUCACACAAACCACACUCAGAGGUGUAUUUAAAGAAUAUAGAACUUGUUGAUACAGGAAUAAAAGAAAUGGUGAAGCUGUUUGAUGAUUUUUAUAAAAGAGAUAGUAAAACUACAUAUAUAAUGUCAUCAGACCAUGGCAUGACAAAUUGGGGAUCUCAUGGAGCAGGGAAUCCACAUGAAACAUUAACUCCUGUAGUGGCAUGGGGAGCUGGUAUCAGAGGACCCCUAGAAUCAAAUAAAGAUACUUACCCUGAUUCAUAUUCUGAAGAAUGGAAAUUACAAGAUAUAAAGAGAACUGAUGUUAACCAGGCAGAUAUAGCCCCAUUGAUGUCAUCUGUCAUAGGAAUACCUUAUCCUAUGAACUCUGUUGUAAGUAUUCACAGAUAUUUAUUACAGGCAGAUAUAGCCCCAUUGAUGUCAUCAGUCAUAGGAAUACCUUAUCCUAUGAACUCUGUUGGUACACUUCCAUUAAAUUUCCUCAACAGUUCAGAUUUUGAGAAAGCUGAGAGCAUAUUUGCAAAUGCACAACAAGUUUUGGAGCAAUAUCAGGUUAAAAUGGACCAGAAGAAGUUAACAACUUUAUCAGUUGCAUUCAGGCCAUUUAGUAAACUACUGCCAAGUAUUCAGAAAGACAGAAUAAGAAACAUCAGAAACUUAAUCAGCAGUGGACAAUAUCAAUUAGCUAUUACAGAAUCUCAAACAUUAAUAGAGCUGGGUUUAGAAGGAUUGAAUUACUAUCAUGGAUAUGAUCGAUUCUUUUUGGGUUUAAGUAUUGUUUUUGGAUUUGUUGGUUGGAUGAUCUACACAUUGACCUUAGUACUGAGGGAUCACUCUGGAUUGGUCAGUGUAACAACAAAGCUUGAGAAGUUGUCACAACCAAUAUGGUUACAAGAAAAGCCAAUAAAACUGGUAUUUGCUAUAGUUGGAUUAGCUGUUAUUGUUCUUUUAACAGUUCAGUCACUUCCCUUAACCAAUUAUAUGUAUUGUUUAAUACCAGUAGUUUUAUGGAUGUUUGUUGCUUUGAGAUUGACAGUUUUCAAGCAGUUAUUUAAAAAAAUGAAUCUUACAAAGAAUAUAAAGACAGUUUUCAUAGCCAUUGUUCCACCUGUUUUAGGGUUAGAAAUACUGGUGAUGGGUUUCUUUAAAAGAGAACUGCUAUCGGUUGGCUUAAUUAUGAUAGCAGUAUGGCCUUUGAUAACAGCCAAAAAUAUAUGGAAAGAUAAGGUAACAGCAGCUGGUUGGAUUGUCUCAUGUCUGUUGCUAUCUGUGUUUCCAUUAGCUCCAGUUGUUGGAAGGCAAAUUAAUUAUGUUUAUGUAAUAACAAGUGGAGUUUUUGUUGUCUUAUCAGCUUCCUAUUUGAUAUUCUGUUUAAAGAGAAGUCAUGAAGCAAGAAAAGAAAGAAAAUUCAGACAUCAGCAUCUUUUUAUAGUUAACAUUAUUCAGAUUGUAGUUAUUGGUUUAGCCACAUAUAAUGUAUGGACAGUCUCCAGUAGUAUAGCUAGAAGUAAAGGUCUUCCAUUUAUAAAUCGAUUAACCAGCUAUGUCAUAUUAGUGUUUUCAAUGAUUUCCCCAUUCCUUGGAGGGACGUCAGUGACACACAGAUUGUUUACCAUAACCUUAGCAUUAUUUCCUCCAUAUUUACUGCUAAGUAUAUCAUAUGAAGAUUUAUUUUUUGUCACUUUGACUGCAGUUUUGUAUUUUUGGAUGAAAUUAGAGAUAAAUUUGAACGAUAAAAAAGUCAGUUUAGACAAUUGUGAUUUUGUUUCCUCAAGUGAAAAUCAGCAACACAGAAGUAUAAACGCUGAAGAUAUAAGAAGAGCAUUCUAUUAUAUAUUUUUUAUACUAAUAGCAUUUUUUGGAACAGGAAAUAUUGCAAGUAUAAACAGUUUUGAACCAGCCUCAGUGUAUUGUUUUGUUACAAAGUUUGAUCCAUUUGUGAUGGGUUCUCUCAUGAUGUUAAAGAAUGUACUGCCAUUUGUUUUGGUAAGCUGUGUUUUUCAUGCCAUACAUGUACUGACAGCUAUUCCAACCAAAGCUUUGUUCCUGAUAGUGCUCGUCAUGUCAGAUUUCAUGGCAUUAAAUUUUUUCUUCUUGGUUAGAGACUAUGGUAGUUGGUUAGAGAUUGGGACAAGUAUAAGUCAUUAUGUGAUAGUGAUGUGUAUGAUUAUAUUUCUCAUGGUACUCUUUGUUCUAUCUCAUGCUUUGACAACUGUCUCAGUUCUCCCUAGGAUAAAACAAAGUAGAGAGUGAGUCAUUAUCAGCAUUUUAGAUAAUCCUGCAUGUCUGUGGAGAAAGAAAUAAACAGUAUCAUCUAUUCUAGUCUUAGUAUACUAUGUUUGUUUGACUAAUGUCUUCCAAUGACAUUCCGAUUGUUUUUGUUAAAUGAUAAGUUUUUAUGACAUCAGAGACAAUCAGAAGAGACUGUAAUUUUUUAAUAUGAUAAUUAUUGAACUAUUUGUCUGACAUUAUUUUGUAUGUAACCUUACUCCAGAUUUUUUUUUUAAAUUUUACUUGAAUUUUGAUUCUCAUAUUUAUACUAUUCAUUAUCCAUAAUACUCAUAUUUAUACAAUGUAUAAAUACAUUAUUCAUACCAUAAGAAAUGAUUAUACUUUUAUUUUAGGUUAGAUCAUUUUUCACUCAUUACCUCACCUUGAAAUCACUCACAGCAUUUUUUCAUUAAAUGAUCAAGAUAUAAGGAUAAAGUACUUGUAUUGUGUGAACUGAUGCUGGAAAUCUAAUAAAAAGGAAUUUCUUUUUAAGCUUGCAUCAACAGACAACAAAAGCACAAAAUUUGUACAAAAAUCACAGUUUUAUGGAAAUUAUAUGUUGAAAUCUCUUUUCACAUUUAUUUUUAUAUAUUAGGAUGUAAAAAUGUUAUGUCAUCUCAAACACCCCAGCUCAGUAUGGAGAUCAACAUGUUUACAUUGCUUCCAAUUAUUAUUUAUUAUUAUGAUUAUUAUUAUUUAGAAAAUGUUCAAUGUUGGCAAUGAAUAUAGAAAAUGAUAAAUUCAUAUCAUUAUGCAUAAUAUCACAACAGUAUUUGAUGCUGUUGAUAAGAAGCUGUUCUCUUGGACUAAGUUACCCACUAAAAUCACAAUCUUUAUGAAGGACUAUAAAAUCCUACUGUAUGCAUAAUAUAAGUUUAGUCUAAGUUUUGCACUUUCAAACCAUCAGCUAAGAUUUUUUACAAACAUGUUUGUGACUGUUGGAUUUAAUCUAUUCAGUGAUGCUGUUUUUAAGAAAUUGCUUGUAUGUUUUUUUCCAAUACAAGGAAGUAUUUAAUCUAUAUUUUUGAGUUGCUACCAAAGUUUGAUUUCAGAUCCACACACAAAUAACAAAUUUUAUUUAAACCAUAAAGUCAAUACCCAUACAUUAUAUUACUCUAGUCAGGGAUACUGUUACAAAAAGAAGCCCCUGCAUGUAUUUGCCAAAGUGUCUUAUGUUAUACAGUAAUAAGAUAUGGCAAUCGAAGCCAAUCUUGAUUUAUGAAAAAUUACAUAAUUUAUGAAGUCACAUAAUAACUGAUAGAAAUCCAAUAUGUGAAAAAUGUUAAUUGCUUGUUAGAAUAUCAUGAUAAAUUACUAACAUAUUGACUUC